Messenger RNA from Dromaius novaehollandiae (emu), 4315 nucleotides. RefSeq names its product Lck interacting transmembrane adaptor 1 (gene LIME1). The record is from RefSeq and is a predicted model, not a curated record. Gene Ontology annotation, molecular function: protein kinase binding. The transcript is spliced from 5 exons. Bases 556 to 1872 code for a protein of 438 amino acids. Gene Ontology annotation, biological process: B cell receptor signaling pathway; T cell receptor signaling pathway. NCBI's taxonomy places the organism in Eukaryota, Metazoa, Chordata, Aves, Casuariiformes, Dromaiidae. Gene Ontology annotation, cellular component: B cell receptor complex.
GCUGCUGCAGGCAGGAACUGGUGCUCCCACUCUGCCGACGGGGCCAGGACCAUUAAAAAAAGGGCCCCGAAGUGGUUGCUGAGGCUCGUCUAGCGAGGGAGGAGGCUGGGGAGGCGGCUGGAGGCAGCUGCCUUCUCCUGCGGCCAACGAGGAGAGACGGGGGGGUCUGGUUUCCUCUUAAACGCAGCUCCCAGCCCCGGCAGCCCCCAAGGGGCAGGUUUGGGGAGGGACAGGGCGCAGCGGGUGCGUGCUGCGGCUUCGUACACGUCUCCUACACCUCCUUCUGCAGCCGCUCCGGCUGCGGGGCCGGGCUGCCUGGUCCGACCAUCCUCACGCUGCGUCCCGGCGGAGCCCGGCCCCUCGGCUGCCCUCUCCCACACAAGGCAGCCUCCGUCCUUGGAAAACUGCGGGAAAAGCCAUGGGAGAGCAAGAGAGGAGGUUCGGGCAAGGGGCGGCUUCUGCUUUCCGCAAAGCGGCUGGCCGGGGUGGCAUGGGACCAGUGGGUCCCGCGCGCACGGAGACCGCCGGGAUGAGCCGGAGCCGCUGGGAGCAGCGAUGCCGCUAGCAGGGAAGGAGCCUGUUAACCGGAGUUUGGCAUCCUCUAACCUGGUCCCUCCGGCUGCCCUGGCACCGGGAGGCUUCGUCCUGGAUGUGAAGCCGAGCGCGGGCGAGCCUGCGCCGUUCGGGUUAUUCCGGAGAGAGCCUGGCUCCUCCUCGGGGAGGAAGGGGCUGCUCCUCGGGCAGCUCGGGGCCGGCGGGCGGGAGCCCCUCGGGGCCCUUCCUCGCUCCGGGGCGGCCGCCCGGCUCCCGGGGCUGCUGGAGCCGCGUUGCCCCUGCCGGGGCCGAACGCCUUGGCUGGGAGCCCACAGCCACGCGGCCGCUCCUGCUGCACCGCGGUUGGUGGCACAGAGGGCUCGGCGGCGGCGCGGGAAGCGGCCGCCCAUGGCGGCGGUGCGGGGCGAGGGGCUGCCGGGGCCCCCGCUGCUGCCGGCCGUCGCCCCCCUGGCCCUGCUCGGCGGCCUGGUCUACCUGGGCGCCCUGUGCGCUGCCUGCAGACGCAGGGGCCGGAAGAAGACGGUGCCGGCGGACGGGGUGAAGCUGGCGGAGCAGGUGCCACCGAGGCCCGCGCCGCCCCGCUCGCUCAGCAGGUCCGACACGCGGCUGCACGAGCUCUGCCGGCUGAAGCCCGCCGACGAGGGAGCCCCGAGGCCGGUCAGCGUGGACUCGCCCUUGGCGCCGGGCGGCGGAGGGGCCUCGCCGUGGGGCUCCGGCGGCCUCCCGCGCCGCGAGCUGCCGCGCGUGCCAGCGCCCGAGCAGACCUACUCCAACCUGCCGCCCGCCCCGCCGCGCCGCCCCCGCGGCCCCCGCGAGCCCGAGGAGCCGGCGGCCCCGUCCCCGGCCGCCUCCGCCGACUACGCCUGCGUGCGCAAGGCCAGGAGGCCGGAACCGGGCGACGGCGCCCGGAGGGAGCCCGCAGGCCUGAGGCCGGGUGAUGGGCACGGCUCGCCCCCGCCCGCCCUCCCGCCGCAGGUGGAAGACAUGUACUCGACGGUCUGCAAAGGCGCCCGGAGGAAGCCGCAGGACGCGGCCGGGCCCCCGCGGGCCGUGGGGCAGCCGGGCCCCCGCUGGCCCCGCUGCCCGGAGCCGGCGGCCGCCCUCGAGCCCUGCUACGAGACCCUGGGCCGCGGCGGCUGGCCCAGCCCGGCCCGUGGCCCCGAGCCCCACUACGAGGCCGUGGGUGGUGGGUGGGGGCAGCCCCGCGGCCCUGAGCCCCUCUACGAGAGCGUGGGCGAUGCGUGGGACAGCCGGGGGCCCCGCAGCCCCCCCGGCGCGGCGCCCAACGGCCUGGAGGUGUACGUCACCAACCUCUAGCGCCCGCGCCCGCCCCUUCCCCCCGUGCAUUUUUUGCAUCCUUUUUCUUUAAUUAUUUUUUUAAGCCGCUUCGGGCCGCCCGGCGUCGGAGAGCUCGGCUGCAAGGGGAGGACGCUGCCGCUCCUCUCCCCCGCGGCCCCUCCGUCCCCGGCUCAGCGCCGCGGCUCGGCCUUCGGCUCUGCCCCCCCGGAGCGGGAAUUCGGCGUGGGAAAGCGGGGCAGGCGAAGGGCUGCCCGGCAUCGCCCGGAGCGCUGGGGGAUGUGCUGCGCGAUGCCCCUCGUCCGCGUCGCUGUGCGGGAGCUGAGCAGCGGAGGGGGACGCGGGGCCGGGGGGGUCCCAACGGGAGGGUUGGGGUCGCGGGGGCGGAGAGGCCUGGGGGCGGCCUGGCCCCUGCUUCCCGGUCCCGCUCCCGGAGCCGGGGUGCUGGCUCGGGCGGGAUCCGGGCGCUCCUCGUCACCGUUCCCACAAGGGGGAGCGAGCGGGAGCCCAGCGCCGCCGUGCAGAGCCGCACGCUGUGCAGGUCCGUCCCUGUAUGGACCGGCACGCUGCAUGGAGCUGCACGGAGCGGCACGCUCUGCGGGUCUGCAUACUGUAUGGAUCUGUCCCCAUAUGGCCCAGCACGCUGCAUGGAGCUGCACGCUGUGCAGAUCUGCAUACUGUAUGGAUCUGUCCCCGUAUGGCCCAGCACGCUGCACGGAGCUGCACGCUGUGCGGGUCUGCAUGCUGUGCAGAUCUGUCCCCAUAUGGACCGGCACACUGCACGGAGCUGCACGCUGUGCGGGUCUGCAUGCUGUACGGAUCUGUCCCCAUGCAGAGCUGCCCCUGUGCAGAGCCGCACGCUGCAGGGCUCUGUCCCCGUACGGACCGGCACGCUGCAUGGACGUGUCCCACACAGCGUAUGGACCGGUGCCCCGUGCGGCUCUGCGCGGCCCGUGGCUCCGCACCGUACGGCUCUGCACGCGGCGCGGCUCUGCAGCCCCCCGUACGCCUCCGCGCCCUGUAUGAGCCCACAGCCCCUAUGGCUCUGCAACCCGCACGGCUCUGCCCCCCGCUACGGCUCCAUACCUCUCCGCACCCCCUAUGGCCCCAUACCCCUAUGGCUCUGCACCCCUAUGGCCAGCAGCGGCCGGGCAGCCCAUGCCGGAGUCUGGCCCGCGAGGGUGGGCUGGGACCCCGCGUGCCAGGGCCCCACGGUGCCGGGACCCCACAGUGCCGGGACCCCACGGUGCCUGGACCCCACGGUGCCGGGACCCCACGGUGCUGGGACCCCGCGGUGCUGGGACCCCGCGUGCCAAGGCCACGGGCUGCCGGCCGGGAGGGCUGGCGGGGACAGGCUGCCCGGCAGCACCGUUGGUUGUCCGCGAGCCGGUGCUUUGCCGCGGGCAGGCAGAUCCCCGCUGCGCCCACCGCGGUUCCCCCGCCCGAGGAAGGCCUCCCCGCACCGUGCUCGGGGCACCCAGCCCCAGAUCGGGGUGCACGGUGGGGACGGCCACCUCGGCAAGGCUGCCGGCUCCAUAGUCAAACCCCCGGGGCCACGGGCUCGCAGCCAGCGAGGGCACCCGGGCUGCAGCGGGCAUCUCCCGGCGAGCGGCAGGAGCUGGGAGAGCCGCCCGCGAUGCAGGACCUGAGACAUGUUGCAGCAUGGGACCUGGGCCACCCGCGAUGCAGGACCUGAGACAUGUUGCAGCAUGGGACCUGGGCCACCCACGAUGCAGGACCCGAGACGUUGCAGCAUGGGACCUGGGCCAUGCUGCAGAGCAGAACCUGGGCCACCCAGCGAUGCAGGACCUGGGCCAUGCUGCAGUGUGGGACCUGGGCCACCCCACGAUGCAGGACCUGGGCCACCCAGCGAUGCAGGACCUGGGCCAUGCUGCAGUGUGGGACCUGGGCCACCCCACGAUGCAGGACCUGGGCCACCCAGUGAUGCAGGACCUGGGCCACCCCACGAUGCAGGACCUGGGCCACCCAGUGAUGCAGGACCUGGGCCACCCUACAAUGCAGGACCUGGGCCACCCCGCGAUGCAGGACCUGGGCCACCCAGUGAUGCAGGAGCCGGGCCACCACGCGAUGCAAGACCUGGGCCAUGCUUCAGCGUGGGACCUGGGCCACGCCGCGAUGCAGGACCUGGGCUGUGCUGCAGAGCAGGACCCGGGCCACCCCGCGAUGCAGGACCUGGGCCACCCAGCGAUGCAGGAGCCGAGACAUGCUGCAGCUUGGGACCUGGGCCACCCUGCGAUGUGGGAACCAGGCUGCGCUGCAAGGGAGGAGCUGGGCCACCCCAGACGUGGGACCGGGGCCACCCCGCAGCCCCACCGCGGCGCGUGAGGGGGCCCUGGGCCUCGUGCGGCGGGCUGGUGGCCCACAGAGCUCUUGUGCAACGCCGGGAAACGAUGUUCACGGGAGUUGCAUAAUAUUUAAAUUGAUUAAAGACGCCAGGUCAGCA